AUGAACUCUGGUUCAGGAUCAUUUGGGCCUAACAGUAAUAGUAAUAGAUACUAUUCUGCCCAACCAAGGCAACAACAACAGCAGCAGCAGCAACAGCAGCAACAGCAGCAGCAACAGCAACAGCCUAACCAAUAUAAUUAUGGUCAUCUGGGCUAUGGUUCGCAACAAACCCAAAUGCAACAGAAUCAACAGAAUCAACAGAACCAACAGAAUCAGCAACAACAGCAAUCUUAUAUGAUUCAACAAGGUCUUUACCAAAACUCUUAUCUUCAACAAUCUCAUAAUCAUUAUUCCCAAUCUCCAAACCAGAUUGUCUCACAAGUUCAAUACCAGCAUCAUCAGCAACAGCAACCGUCACAGCAACAACAACAACAAUCACAUUCUUCUCAUCUUUAUUACCAGAAACAUGCUCAACAAUCUUCUUCAUCCUCUUCUCCUCAAAAUUCGUCUUCAGCAAACUCUACUCUUGAUGCCCAAAUCCAAGCUCAAGCUCAGUUCAAUGCUCAAAUAGCCCAAAUGGAUGCUCUUCACGAACUCUCUAAUCAACAACAAUCUUCAUCUUCUGCUAAUCCCCAGCAAUCUUCAACUUCAGCUCAAAACACUCCACAUGUUCAAAACUCUUCCAUUCUUAAAUCCCAGUUUCAUCCUUCUUCUUCUUCAUCUUCUUCCCAGCAAAGUCUCUUGAACGCUGAUGCUACUACAACUGUUGCACAAAAUGCUUCUUCAUUAAACUCUCCAACUCAUUCUUCAGCAUCAAAUAGCCAUCAUAACAAUCAUCAUCACCAUGCUGGAUUAAAAAACCAUACUUGGAGUGACUACCAACAAUCUUCAGGAUCUUACUCUUUUGGCAACACAAAUCCAGCUUCAGACCCAGGAUCCAAUUCUUCAAAAAUCUUUGGGAAAUCCCAAUAUAACCAAUCUACUUCUUCUCCAUCUUCUACUCAACCUAAUACUCAAUCUUCUUCUUCAUCUUCUUCACAAUACUUUUUUUCACAGCAAUCCCAUCUUGGAGCUCUUCCUCAGCAACACCAGCCAUUAUCACCACAAUUUGCAACCCCUUCUCGCAAACAGCAACCAUAUUCUACCUUGUCGACAUCUUCCGCCACAGCUGCGGCCCAGUCUGCCCCAUCUUCUUCUUCUUCUUCUUCAAAUACUUCCUACUAUGAAGGAUCUGUUGCAACCUCUACUACAACAGCACCAGGAUCAACGUCUUCUGGACAAAGACAACAACAUGGUCUUACUUCUACGUCUUCUUCGGCUCACCAUGACCCAGAUGUUGCUGCUGCCGCUGCCGCUGCAGAAGCUGCAGCAGCUGCUGCAGCCGUUGCAUCUGCAACACCCCCACACCUUUUCCCCCCACCUCACCAACGUCAACAACAACAACGCUUAAACAUUCCACAGUCUACUUCGUCCGUGGGGUUAGGAGGAAUCUCAUCUUUAACCCACGGACAACAAACUUCCGGCGGAUCAAAUUCUGGCCCACAAUCAACACAAAUGCCCACUCUAAAUGGUGUAGGCUCCAUUCAUCAAGAUUAUCAGUAUGAUUAUUCUAAACAACAACAGCAACAACAACAACAACAUGACCCGACAUCUGCGUCAUCCCCUUAUUUAACGUCAGGGUCCUUAGGACAUGCGUAUCAUCAUCAUCAAUUACAUUUACAAUCUCAUAACCAUAAUCAAAGUCCUUCCCAACAACAACACCAACAACAACUUGUUUCGGGUCCUGCAACUGGAAAUCAAAACAACCCUGCAGGCGGGAGUGGCAGCAGCAACAGCAGCAACAGCAGCAACAGCAGCAACAGCAGCAACAACAGAAGUAGCAGCAAUGCAAAUAACAUGAAUUCAAUGUCGGUUGCAGCUGCACUUUCGGCAGAUGCAUUACCCGGAUCGUAUUCAGCUACAGUGUAUUCAAAUCCUCAACAACAACAAAAUGGACCCGACCACCACCGGCUAGGAAUGGGAUACAGAGGAGGUGAUUCGAACAGCGCUAGUGGGUCUACGUCAUCAACAUCAAUAUUGAGCAACAGUGGCGGCAGCAGCAGCAGCAGCAGUGGCGGCGGCAGCAGCAGCAGCAAUAACAGCAACACUGGCAACAACAAUAACAACAGUGGUAGCAGCAGCGGAACAAUGAUGUCCUCGGUCGCUUAUCCAGGAGGAUAUUUAAAUGGGGCGGGUAGUGCUGGUGUUGGCCCCAAUCACAGCAAUAAUAAUAUUGACGGAUCUCAGCCGUUUGACUCGCACGGACUUGUGUCCGCGGACCAUAAACGGCGAGGCCUUGCAGAUGUGCUCGGGAGUAACGGCACUGGUAGUGGAGGUAGUACUCUUGGCUCAGGCGUGGUUGUUGUCGGUUCAGACCCAAGGGCAAGUGCUAGCGACUCAUCUGGAGCUAGCACCGGGCCAACGGGUAACACUGAUUUGAUAUCUGCCACGGCAGGUGUUGGCGGUGGUAGCAGUGGCCGUAACUCUGGCACGAAUUCCAACAGAAUUACCAAUUCAACAGGAUUGUCUUCUUCCACAACAACAACAACAACAACAGCAGCCUCCGCCACAUCAUCUGAUGUUUCUUCGGGUCCUGGAAAGUCCCGUGCUAAACGGGGCCGCACAAAUUCUGGAGAAUCACGAAAAAAUAAAGGACUCACACACAAGUCAGGCCCAGAUGGAGUAGUGGAAAUUAAAAAUGAAGAAGGAGGUGCAGAAGGAGAAGGAGAUGGCCCAAGAAGAAGAAGAAGAAAAAGAAAUGGAGGCAUCACUUCACCACCGCCACAAACAUCGACUUCAAGCUCAUCCUCAGAACCUGUUCUUGGUGAUGGAGACCUUAAAAUUGGUGCUACACAGGUUGACAAGAUGAUGCUUAUUAUCCAGGCACAAGAACAACUGGAGAAGAAGCUAAUGGUUGGUGAGGCUGUUGCACCCCUUGAGUUUGAUAAUGAGCAAACACUUGUUCCCUCCAAAGGCAUGUUGAAUGGCGGUGUGGGCAAGCGGGAAAGCAAAGCCGAGAAUAAGUACAAGUGUGGAUUCCCAGACUGCAACAAGUCGUUUUCUCAAAAAACUCACUUGGUGAUUCACGGGCGCUCUCACACAGGUGACCGGCCUUAUGUCUGCGACAUUAACGGCUGUGGCAAACGGUUCUCACAACACGGCAAUUUGCGCACUCACAAGCGGUCGCACACUGGCGAAAAGCCUUAUACAUGUGAGUCUUGUGGUAAGCGGUUUGCGCAAUGUGGCAACUACAAGGCCCACUUGUUGAUCCACAAGUCUUUCCGCCCGUUUGUUUGUCGUCUUGACAAUUGUGGCAAAACUUUUUCUCAGCUCGGUAAUCUCAAGGCUCACCAAAACAAGUUCCACCAAGGUCCACUGCUCCGGCUCACGGAACUUUUCAAAAUUUACGCCAAGUCUAAGCUGUUUACUGGUGGUGGCAAUGGUUCUCCCGGAGUUACAGGUGGGUCUGCAAGUCCAGGAGAUAGUGAGCAGCCGCCAAAUAUCUCAAACGAGGACAUGGAAAUGCUGAGGUACUUUGCGGAUCUCUACAAAAAUUCAAACCGUGGCAUCAAGGGCCGUGGUAAGGAGUCGCGUUAUGGAAACAGUAGUGGACGCAGCAAACGACCAAAUAAAUCGAGUGCCAGCAGCAGUCGUGCAAUGGGAGCUACUAAUAAUGAUGAAGAUUGUAGUGGUGGUGAUGGUGGUGGCACUGGGAUGGUGCACAAGUUGGAGCACAUAGAUGAGGGCUUGCUUUUGCCUCCGCAACCGCCAUCUUCAUCUUCAUCAACUGCGGGGCCCUCCUCACAAAUUCAAAUGCAGCAACAACAGCAGCAGCAACCACACUCCAUGUUGGGGUCCCUUGUUUACGCGCAACCGUCUUCAGCUACACCACAGUCACAGGGUCCACAAUCUUUGUCGUCUGCAGCGGUAGGAAAUAUUGCACCUCAGCAGCAUCUACCUCAACUGCCUCCUCAUGGUGGAGCCCCGGCGGGGUACCACCACCCGGGAUUUUAA
Molecule: messenger RNA, 3993 nt
Organism: Magnusiomyces paraingens
Lineage: Eukaryota; Fungi; Ascomycota; Dipodascomycetes; Dipodascales; Dipodascaceae
Exons: 1
Coding region: 1-3993 (1330 amino acids)
Biological process (GO): negative regulation of transcription by RNA polymerase II
Molecular function (GO): DNA-binding transcription repressor activity, RNA polymerase II-specific
Source: RefSeq, a predicted model, not a curated record